This is a messenger RNA of Plasmodium vinckei vinckei, 1089 nucleotides long. Its product is annotated as shewanella-like protein phosphatase 1, putative. NCBI's taxonomy places the organism in Eukaryota, Apicomplexa, Aconoidasida, Haemosporida, Plasmodiidae. The record is from RefSeq and is a predicted model, not a curated record. The transcript has a single exon. The coding region runs from base 1 to 1089 and encodes 362 amino acids. Gene Ontology annotation, molecular function: hydrolase activity.
AUGAUUUUUAAAAAAGCAUUAUACAUAUUGUUGUUGCUAUACAUUGCAAUAGUUAAAAAGGGUGAAGGUAAACCUGAUUCUAAACAACCUUUUUUAUUUAAAAAUUUAGUGAUUGAUAAGAAAAAAUUAGAUAGCUCUUAUUAUCAUAAAUAUGAUAAUAUAAAAUGGAAUGGCAAAAUUAUAGCUAUAGGGGAUAUACACGGGGACAUAGAAAGCUUAAAACUAAUUUUAAGGCAUUCAAAAUUGAUUGAUGAAGAUGAUAAUUGGAUUGGUGAUAAUGUUUUAUUAGUACAAAAUGGUGAUGUAUUCGAUCGUGGUAUAUAUGGUCCAAUGAUUUAUAACUUUUUAUUUAAAUUGCAAAAAGAAGCAAUAAAAAAAAAUAGUAGAGUAAUAUUAAUAAUGGGAAACCAUGAACAAUUAAAUUUAUGCGGUAGUUUUUAUUAUGUAAAUCCAAAAGAAACUGAAAUAUUUUUUAAUAAUGAUAUUAAUUAUAGAUAUCAUAGUUUUGUAAACCCCAAUGGAGAAUAUCAUAAAAGAUUAAUACGAUUACCACCUAUGGUUAAAGUUAACAAUAUAAUAUUUACACAUGGAGGAUUAAGUUUAUUAAUAUCGAAAUUUAGUAUAAAUGAUAUAAAUUUAAAAACUCGAUUGCAAAUAGAAAAUAAAUGCGAAAUUUUAAAAUAUGAUUCAUUUCGUGAUUAUUUAAGUCGAGAUGGAGUAUUAUGGAAUGAUGUUAUGUCCAGAAAUGUACCUUAUUAUGAAAAAGAAAAAUGUUCAGAAUUAUUUCAAGUUUUAGAUAAAUAUGAUGCUAAAUAUCUAGUUGUUGGGCAUACUAGACAAUCAUCACACCAAAUUGGCUCUUAUUGUAAUAACCAUUAUUUUCUUAUCGAUACAGGUAUGAGCUUAUUUACGAAUGAUGACCAACCUUAUCCGAAUUAUCUUAAAAUUGAUGAUCAUAAAAUUAAAGCAGUUAGCUUAAUUGUUGACAAGAAAAAAAAAUGUCCACACAUCGAAAUACAAUUGAAUACUCCCAAUAAAGUCAAAUAUUGUGUGAAGGAAAAUGAAACUUAUUUGAACGAAUACUUAUGA